Trichomonas vaginalis G3 is the source of this 1149-nucleotide messenger RNA. RefSeq names its product protein ubiquitination. Gene Ontology annotation, molecular function: protein binding. The transcript has a single exon. Bases 1 to 1149 code for a protein of 382 amino acids. Lineage: Eukaryota; Parabasalia; Trichomonadida; Trichomonadidae. The record is from RefSeq and is a predicted model, not a curated record.
AUGGAAGAAAAUACGAUUUACUCUUCAAUUAUGAGAGAUGAUAUCAAAUCAUUUAUAUCAUUUACAGAAAGAGAAGGUUUUGAUGAAAAUAUUAAACUAAAAAGAGAAAUUUUUCCAUUCUCAUGGAAUGGAUUUACAUUACUUGAAUUAUGUUGUUACUAUGGAUCUGAUGAUUGCUUUAAAUUUUUGAGGACAAAAUUCAAUUCCAAAAUAACUUACACAUGUCUAUGUUUUUCGUUUUUGAGUGGAAGACCAGAAAUAAUGAAUAAAUGCUUGAAAUCCAUUAAACCAGACCAAUCAUGUAUGAAAUGGGCAAUUAUUUCACAUAAUAUUGAUUUUGUAGAAUUUCUAAUGAAUGAACAUCAUAUUGGAAUUAAAUUAGAAUAUUGUUGUAGAUACAACAAUCUUCAAGCAUUUUUUGUAUACCUUGAUCAAACAAAUGAUAUAGAUAAUUGCUUCAUGUUCUCUCCAUCUUUUGGAAUUCAAGAUCUUUGCCAAUAUUUGCUUUCAAAGGGCGCAAAUAUUUUAAACAGUACCAAGCCUGUGUAUAAACUUGUAGGAUCAUAUACUAAUGAGGAUAUUAUUGACGAAAGAAGUGUAGUGGGCUAUGAUAUCACGCAAACGAAUAAUAAUGAAUGGACUGCUCUCCACUGCGCAGCGCAGUAUGAUCAUAAAGAUAUAGCUGAAUUUCAUGUUACAAAUGGAGCAGAUGUUAAUUUCAAAGACAAUUUUGGUAGAACUGUUCUUUAUUAUGCUGCAUUUUGGAAUAGUCUUGAAACAGCAAAAUUUCUUUUAGCUCAUGGUUUAAAAUUAGCGGAAAAUAAAGCUGUUUUAAAUGUUGCAGUAGAGAGAAAUAGUAAAGAAAUGAUAGAAUUUCUUCUCUCAAAAGGAGUGAGCAUCAACAGCAAAAAUGAAUUUAAGAAAACUUCUAUUAUUAUAGCAGCGGAAUAUAAUUUUAUAAAUGCAUUAAAACUUUUGGUUUUAAAUGGAGCUGAUGUUAACUCAACAGAUGAAGAUGGGGAAACUGCACUUCACUAUGCAUCACUUCGGAAUCAUAAAGAUAUAGUUGAAUUUCUACUAUUAAAUGGUGCUAAAAUUAACAUAGUUAAUAACUUUGGAGAUACUGCAUUGCAUUAUGCAGCUUUUUGA